Messenger RNA from Zasmidium cellare ATCC 36951, 2448 nucleotides. RefSeq lists its product as uncharacterized. Gene Ontology annotation, cellular component: condensin complex. Gene Ontology annotation, molecular function: chromatin binding. The record is from RefSeq and is a predicted model, not a curated record. Gene Ontology annotation, biological process: mitotic chromosome condensation. The transcript is spliced from 2 exons. The coding region runs from base 1 to 2448 and encodes 815 amino acids. Lineage: Eukaryota; Fungi; Ascomycota; Dothideomycetes; Mycosphaerellales; Mycosphaerellaceae.
AUGCCUCGAGUGCGCGCAAACGUCGGCCAGCAGUCUGCGGCGUCGCUCGCCUCCUCGCACGCGUCGCCCUCCCGAGCGGCCCAGAUUCCGCUGAACGAUGACAAGGAAGAGAAGGCCAAGCGACUGCAGUCCCGCCAGGCCCUCCAUUCGCAACAGAUGAGCCAGAUCAAGGCCGCCGCCGCCACCCCCCAGCGGAAGCGCAAAUCCAUGGGGCUGGGCGAGGGGCCGUCGACGCCCUCCCAGGACGACGAUGUCUACGGCCUGCGAGGAGAGCAUGUGACGCCUAUGAAGCGCGUGCCCAUCCUCGCCAACUUCGAAGAGUGGAUGAAGAUGGCCACCGACAACAAGAUCAAUGCGACCAACAGCUGGAACUUCGCCCUGAUCGACUACUUCCACGAUAUGAGCCUUCUCAAGGAAGGCGACAGCGUCAACUUUCAGAAGGCCAGCUGCACGUUGGAUGGGUGCGUCAAGAUAUACACCAGCAGGGUGGACAGUGUCGCAACCGAGACCGGCAAGCUUCUGAGUGGUCUGGCGGAUAGCGGGAACAAGAAGCGCAAGGGCGGCGAUGCAGAAGAGGAGGGAGGAGAAGAGGGCGAUGAAGAUGAGGAAGGAGAAGACGGCACGAAGAAGAAGGGCCGAAAGAAGACACAGAGAUCGGCGGAGGCCACUUUGGUCACAUCCUUCGACCAUCUGCGCCUGAAGAAGAUGGAGCUGGAGUUCUCCGUGGACCCUUUAUUCAAGAAGGCGUCGGCAGACUUUGAUGAAGGAGGUGCGAAGGGUCUGCUCCUGAAUCAUCUCUCCAUCGACAACACUGGCCGCAUUGUAUUCGACAGCAGUGAUGACGCUCAAGAUCCGGAGGUGGAUGACUCGCGACGAGAUAGCAUGGAGCCUGAAGGCGAGGAGGGAAAGGAGAGGGGGGAGCCCGAGCCACCAGUCGAAGAUGGACCGGUCGAUAUCGUAGCUUUGGGAGCCCGUUUCUUCCCAGAUCUUGACCAGCUGGACGAGCAAGACAUCUGCCCAUCACUGAAGACCUUCGAAUUGGGCGGCGGCGACGCCUCACUCGACCUUCCCUUCCUCAAAGCACCGGAGAAUUGGCGCGACGAGCAACCUGAACCUACUUCAGAGGGAAUUGACCAGACGGGGAUCAAUCUCAACGACAACACCGCAGCUUUCGGCAUGGAUGACGACGAUGCAGGAGUCGGCGGCUUUGAUUUUGGGCCUGAAGUUGGAUUCGGUGAAGGUGGCGAGGCUUGGGCUCGCGAGGCGGCAUUGCACCCACAGAUGCGCGUCUACAAUGCAACGGCCGGCGCCGAAUUUGGAGAUGACGCUGCUGGUGAGGUGGGAGUUUUUGACACCGACAGCAACACGUAUGGGGUCAGACUUCAACACAGACCCGAGCAUGACCAGGAAAAUAUACUCAAUUACUUUGACAACGCAAUGCAGAAGAAUUGGGCAGGACCGGAACACUGGAAAAUUGCGCGAAUAAAAGAAGCAAGCAAGGAAGGACCCAAGAAACCAAGGAAAGAGAAGGAGCCUUUCGAGAUUGACUUUGCUGCGCCAAUGUCCCAAGACCUUGCCAACUUGUUGUACACUCCCGCAACCAAUAACAGCGCCAUAUGCUUGCCCAAGAAAGACUGGAAGAGCCGAUCCCGAAAUCUCCUGCCAGACGAUAAACAUUUCAACUCCAAGGAUCUGCUCAAGUUGUUCUUGAAGCCGAAGGCGAAGCUAGGGUCACGCAAGCCGGGCAAUUCUAAGCAGCAAGGCCUGCUGCCCAAUGGAGAGGUCGACGAGGCGUACUGGGCAUCGCAUAACGCCGCACCUGCACAGCCACAUCCCAUGGACGACGAUGCGGUGCAAGGCGAUUACGACGCAAACUUCUUCCAGGACGAUGGUUUGCCCACGGCCGGGGGCAUCGACGAUGAUGACGACGAAUUCGUGGACGCACGCGAAGCUUUCUCCCCUGGCGCGGACGAAGUCGAUGCAGCAGGGCCGGUUGGCGCUGGCAUCGACAGCGUUGCUGGCCCUCAAGAACCCGGUGCAGGAGAAGCCUUUGGGGCAAACCUCGUCGCGCAGUCACGUCGAAUGCGGCCUGAAUAUGUGCAGUACGCACGUGUGGCGAAGAAGGUCGAUGUCAGGCGGCUGAAGGAGGAGAUGUGGCGAGGGAUUGGAUUUGAACAGAGACCCGAUCCCGAUGCUUCCACGUCAAGACCCCAGAUCCCAGCGCUUUCCAUGGACGACAAGUCUACACUAAAGUUCACCGACAUCAUGAACAACCUCCAACACGUGUACCAUAAGCAACAAAUGGCUGACAUCAGCACAUCGUUCGGCUUCAUAUGCCUGCUGCAUCUUGCCAACGAGAAAGGCUUGGUAAUCGAAAAUGUCGAUGGCUGGAGUGACUUGACGGUACGGAAAGACUUCGAUGCGAUUGUGUCAGAAGGCGGCGAUUGA